Molecule: messenger RNA, 1737 nt
Organism: Nematolebias whitei (Rio pearlfish)
Lineage: Eukaryota; Metazoa; Chordata; Actinopteri; Cyprinodontiformes; Rivulidae
Product: zinc finger protein 836
Exons: 2
Coding region: 114-1112 (332 amino acids)
Biological process (GO): regulation of transcription by RNA polymerase II
Molecular function (GO): RNA polymerase II cis-regulatory region sequence-specific DNA binding; DNA-binding transcription factor activity
Source: RefSeq, a predicted model, not a curated record
AUAAGUGUGUGACACCCCGCCUUUGAUAGCGCUUCUGCUGUUGAAGAUCGUAGUUUGUCUUUUCUCAGUUGAGAAAAGUUUCUCAGUUUCUCAGUAAACUAGUUUUUAUAAGAAUGUCUUCGGUUCAUCUUCUGAGAGAGUUCAUCGGUGAAAGACUGAGCGCUGCUGCCUCAGAAAUCUUCUCCGAGUUUGAGAAGACGAUCCUGCGGUACGAAGAAGAGCUCGACCGUCAGCGCAGACUGCUGGAUGUCAGCUGGAAACCUGAGUUGAAGCUGCUCGGAGUCGACCUGCAACAGACCCACAAGACUGAGCAGAGUCUCACAGACGAUCAGGACAGGAACUCCAGCCAGGACCUGCAAGAGCCAGAACAACGACCUCUGCAGAACCAAGAAAAAGAAGCAGAACCUCCACAGAUUAAAGAGGAAGAGCAGGAGUUCUGCACCAGUCAGGAGGAAGAGCAGCUCCACCUGAAGCAGGAGACGGAUCCGUCUCCAGUGACAGAACCAGACAAGGAGCAGCUCGUCUCUCAGAGUUCUGCUGGACCCGGGGACCAGGUUUCAGGGUCACCAACGAAGACGGAUCGCACACACGGUCGUCAUGGUUACAAAGCAGACCAACCAGCAACAUCUGCAAGUUUUUCUUGUAAAAUCUGUGGAGAGACUUUUCUAGAGAAUUCACUUCUGAGCCUUCACAUCCAGGUCCACAAAGUUUGGAGCCAGAACUCUGAGAGACUGCAGUACUGCUGUCCCACCUGUGGUUACAGCGCCCCACUGUACUAUCUGGUUGUCAACCACAUGAGAACACACACAGGCCAGAAGGCCUUUUCCUGCAGGAUUUGUGGAAGCGUGUUCAGUACUAAACAAGGCAGCAGAAUCCACAUGAAGGUGCACACGGGUGAGAAGAGGUUUUCUUGCAGAUUUUGUGGAAAGACGUUUAGUUACAGUUCUAACUGGAAACGGCAUUUGAUGGUCCACACGGGGGAGCAGCCGUACUCCUGUUUCGUCUGUGGAAAGCGCUUUAAACGAUCUGCAAAUGUAAAUCUUCACAUGAAAGUGCACGCACACAGAGGUGAUGUUCUGUCACGUGACGGGGGAGAGUUAGAAAAUCCUUGAAUCCUGUUCGUGUUUAGAGUUCGUUUCAGCAAACGUUUGGUUUCUUCUUUUGUUCUGAUGCCUGGGAGUUACUUUUUUAAAUUUUGUGUUUUCUUCUUUUUAAAGAUGUAUUUCUCUGAUCAAAACCUUCUGGUUCUUCCUGCCUGCCGGACUUUUCUUUUUUAAACGUGUGUUUUUGACAAUAAGUGACUGUGUGGGUCCAACAUUAAAUGUUUUUACGCACUGCAGGCGGCUUGACGUAGGAUGAUCAGGAGACUGUGCCGAGCGUUUACAUCCAACGUGGACCUGCGUUUUUAGCGUUUGGAUACAUUAAAGUGCAGGAGUACAUUCACACAGUGCAUCUUUUGAUGUUCUGCUGUUUUAUUAACAGGUCAGCUGAGAACGGCGCCACAGGCUGCGUCUGAGGCAACUGGCUGUUUCUAAUGUCCAACAAGUUUGACAGAACUUUAGAACAAAAGAUGUUUUCUACUGAAAAAGAAAAAACCUUCAGGGUGAAGAGUGAACAACACUUGACCACAUUCUUAAGUUUUAAAGAAACAAGUUGCAUGAAGCUGUGAAACUCUCAGGCCUGAAGACUUCUCAGUAAAACAUUAACGUGAAUAAAUAAACUUAAACAAUGAGCAAA